This is a messenger RNA of Hemiscyllium ocellatum (epaulette shark), 1862 nucleotides long. Its product is annotated as zinc-binding protein A33-like. Bases 1 to 1716 code for a protein of 571 amino acids. The transcript is spliced from 7 exons. Lineage: Eukaryota; Metazoa; Chordata; Chondrichthyes; Orectolobiformes; Hemiscylliidae. The record is from RefSeq and is a predicted model, not a curated record. Gene Ontology annotation, molecular function: zinc ion binding; protein binding.
AUGGCCAACAUAUGGGAGAAGCUAAAAAGUGAACAACGGAAGGAGCUGUGCAGUGUCCACAAGGAGAAGGUGAAGCUAUUUUGUAAAACUGACAAUCAGCCCAUGUGUGUUGUUUGUCAAAGUUCAAAAAGCCACCAAAGCCAUGAGCUGCUGCCUCUGGAAGAAGCGACUGAAGAAUUUAAGGGAGUCACUGAGCUGCAGCAGUACAGGAACAUUGGAACUGGGAGCGGUUUGAAUCAGGAAGUGCUGAGUGUGAACAUGGAUUCCAGGCAGCAAGGAGAGAGCUGGAUGGAGGAUUUAAACUGCUCUAUUUGUCUGGAUUUCUUCACAGUUCCGGUUACACUGGAUUGUGGACAUAAUUUCUGUCGCUCCUGUAUCACCCAGAGUUGGGAAAAACGAGAGAUGAACUCCUGCCCGGAAUGUAGACAGGGGUUUCCGGAAGGAAACUUUAGGGUGAACCGUGUUUUAGCGAAUCUGGCUGAGAAAGCUCGAAAAUUACAUCAGAAUCCACAAGAGAAGGAACGUGAACGUUACUGUGAGGAACAUCAGGAAGAACUGAAGCUGUUUUGUGAAACUGACAAGAAAUUGAUCUGUGUGAUUUGUAGAGAUUCCCGGGAACACAAGUCUCACAGCUUCCUGCCAAUGAAAGAAGCUGUUGGAAUCUACAAGGAGGAACUACGAGCCUUCCUAAAACCAAUCGAGGACAAGAGAGAGGAAUGCAACACAGUUAUGAGAGAUUAUGGAAAAAUAUUAAUACACAUUCAGGACCAAGGUGUAAAAACAGAGAAACAGAUUAAAGCUGAAUUUGGAAAACUUCAUCAGUUUCUCGGUGAGGAAGAGAAGAUCUUGUUGGAAGAUUUGAAAAUGGAGAAAGAGAACAAGAGUCAGGAGAUGAAGGAGAGGAUUGAAAAGAUAACAGAGGAAAUCACAUCCCUUUCAGUCACUGUUCAGGAUAUUGAACAAGGGCUGAGGGAACAGGACAGCAUCACAUUUUUAACAAAAUUUCCGGAUACACAGAAAAGAGUGAAGCAAACUCUCCCAGAGCCACAGAAGGUUUACCCUUUAAUAAAUGUGGGCAAGUACAUCGGCUCCCUGCAAUACAGAGUGUGGAAAAAGAUGCUGACAGUGAUUAAUACAGCUCCAGUCACCUUGGACCCUAACACAGCCAAUCCUUACCUUCUCCUGUCUGAGGACUUGAGCACUGUGCAAAACACUGACAAAUGGCAGCAGCUUCCUGACAAUCCGGAGAGAUUUGAUCCUUGUGUCAGUGUCCUGGGAUCAGAGGGCUUCACAUCAGGGAAACAUUCUUGGGAGAUAGAAGUAGGAAAUAAAACUGAGUGGACUUUGGGAGUGGCCACAGAGUCCAUAAACAGGAAGGGUGACAUCGUCCUGACUCCAGGUGACGGAUACUGGACAGUGGUGCUGAGAGAUGGAGAUGAAUACAUGGCUUGUGAGAAAUCAAGGAAACAUUUAGAGUUGACUGUGAAGCCGAGGAAGAUCCGAGUCUGUUUGGAUUAUGAGGGAGGGAAGGUGUCCUUUUAUAACUCUGAGCAUAAGACCCAUAUCUACACUUUCACUGGGACAUUCACUGAGAAACUCUAUCCUUACUUCAGUCCAUUUCUAACUGAUGGAGGUAAAAACACAGAGCCUCUGAAAAUCUGUCCCUGGAGAGUAACAAUCCAGGAGGAUAAAGAUUUGAUCCCUUCAUCCAGAUAAAGCUUUUUACUUACAUUUUGUGGGAAGAAAGAAGAUAAAAAUUGCCCGUGCCAUACAAUCAAAAAGCAUCUCUUCACCCUCUUCCACCCCCCUCCCCCCACCCCCCCACCUCGUGAUGCUGCCUUGCUUGCUGUGUUCUUUCAGCC